Molecule: messenger RNA, 3822 nt
Organism: Nelumbo nucifera (sacred lotus)
Lineage: Eukaryota; Viridiplantae; Streptophyta; Magnoliopsida; Proteales; Nelumbonaceae
Product: protein transport protein SEC24 A-like
Biological process (GO): intracellular protein transport; COPII-coated vesicle cargo loading; endoplasmic reticulum to Golgi vesicle-mediated transport
Cellular component (GO): endoplasmic reticulum exit site; COPII vesicle coat
Molecular function (GO): zinc ion binding; SNARE binding
Source: RefSeq, a predicted model, not a curated record
CUCUUCUCUCUACCAUGCGCAAAAGAGAGCGAACGACUAAAAGAAAGGGAGAGGGAGAGGUGGAGGAUCAGCAAAGAGUGCAAAACAAAGCUUGAGCGAGAGGCUCACGAUAUGCAAUUGGGGAGAAGGAAAAAAACUCUGAGUAAGUUUAUUCUUAAGCAUUGCUCUGUUGGAUUUAUGGGCGUGAACAAGUUGGAUUAAAACUUUAGGUUUUAGUUCUAUUUCCUCUCUGGUUGUGGUUGCAAUUGGAGUCAAGGAGAAUUGGAUAUUGGUCUCUUGCUUUUGGUUCCAGAUGUGGCCUAUAACAAGCAAAAGGACAAGUAAGUGAAAUACAACCAAUGGCGAGUGAAAGGCCUGGACCAUCCACUUACCCAGGAAGACCUGCCAUCUCACCGUUUACAGCUGCUCCACAGACAACGAUGCCCUUUCUAUCCUCUGGGCUUGUGGUGGGAUCAGAGGGCUCUGGUUAUAGAGCUAACACACCUGCUGGAUUUAAUGGUCCUUCUAUGUCUUCUCCACCAUCAGCUUAUGCCUCACCAAAUUUAGGCACUUAUCAACGUUUUCCUGGUCCUGCAUCAACUCAACUGAUAUCCAGCGCAAAUGGUCCACCUACUGGGCAGCCUGUUUUACUCCCACCAGUUCUUCCUUCUACAGGGCAGCAUGUUCUAGCUCCACCUGGUUCCUUCCACCCACAACCUCAGAUUCCAUCAGUGCCUAUGGGACAACCACCUCAAAGUUUGAAUCUUCAACCACCAAGAGGGAGUUUUCCCAGUUCUCCUUUAGAGUCAUCAUUUAUUGCUCCCAGGCCAGCUUCACAGUCAUCUUUACAUGGAUAUCCCACUAGACAAGCUAACCUGGUUUCACAAGUUCCACCAGUGCAGUCUCCUCCCUUUCUUGCUCACCAAGGAGGUUAUGUAUCACCCCCACCCCUGGCAGCUCCUGUGGGUCUAAGUUCAAGGGAACAAAUGCAGCAUACUGGUGGGGGGCCUCCUGUUGGUGGCAUACAAAAUUUGGUAGAGGAGUUUCAGUCACUAUCAGUUGGGUCGGCUCCAGGAUCAAUUGAUCCUGGACUUGAUUUCAAAGCAUUGCCUAGGCCUUUGGAUGGUGAUGUGGCGCCAAGUUCCUUAGCCAAUAUGUAUCCCUUAAAUUGUCAUUUAAGAUAUUUACGGCUUACAACAAGUGCAAUACCAAACUCCCAAUCAUUGCUUUCGAGAUGGCAUUUUCCUCUUGGAGUGGUUAUUCAUCCUCUUGCCAAAGCACCUGAUGGGGAGGAAGUACCUAUAGUUAAUUUUGGACCAACUGGCAUUAUUCGGUGUAGAAGAUGUCGCACUUAUGUUAAUCCCUAUGUUACGUUUACAGAUGGAGGAAGAAAAUGGCGCUGCAACAUCUGUUCUCUGCUUAAUGAUGUUCCUGGUGAAUAUUUUGCACACUUGGAUGCGACUGGUAGACGAAUUGAUAUUGAUCAACGACCUGAACUUACAAAGGGUAGUGUGGAAUUUGUUGCUCCGACAGAAUAUAUGGUGCGGCCUCCAAUGCCGCCACUAUAUUUUUUUCUCAUUGAUGUAUCAAUAUCUGCUGUUAGAAGUGGUAUGCUUGAGAUUGUGGCAAAAACCAUCAAGUCUUCUUUGGAUGAACUGCCUGGUUUCCCCAGAACACAGAUUGGAUUCUUGACUUUUGACAGCAUGCUGCAUUUUUAUAAUUUGAAGUCAUCUUUGUCACAGCCUCAAAUGAUGGUGGUGUCAGAUUUGGAUGAUAUAUUCGUACCAUUGCCAGAUGAUCUCCUUGUCAAUUUAUCAGAGUCAAGAAAUGUGGUGGAUGUAUUCCUAGAUAGCUUGCCAUCAAUGUUUCAGGAAAAUUUAAAUGUGGAAUCUGCUUUUGGUCCAGCUCUUAAAGCAGCCUUCAUGGUUAUGAGUCAACUUGGAGGAAAAUUGUUGAUAUUCCAGAGUACACUGCCAUCUCUUGGUAUUGGCCGCUUAAAGUUACGUGGUGACGAUCCUCGUGCAUAUGGAACAGAUAAAGAAUAUGCAAUAAGAAUACCAGAAGAUCCGCUUUAUAAGCAAAUGGCUGCUGACUUUUCCAAGUUCCAGAUAGGAGUGAAUGUCUAUGCUUUCAGUGACAAUUACACUGAUAUAGCUUCCCUAGGAACACUAGCAAAAUAUACUGGUGGCCAGGUGUACUACUACCCAGGUUUCCAAUCAAGCAUUCAUGGUGAGAAGUUGAAAUAUGAGCUCACAAGGGACCUUACAAGGGAGACUGCCUGGGAAGCUGUAAUGCGCAUAAGAUGUGGGAAAGGGGUGCGGUUUACUACUUAUCAUGGACACUUCAUGCUAAGGUCCACAGAUUUAUUGGCACUUCCAGCUGUAGACUGUGAUAAAGCCUUUGCAAUGCAGUUGUCUUUGGAAGAUACAUUACUGACAACUCAGACUCUGUAUUUCCAAGUUGCUCUUCUAUACACUUCAUCUUCUGGUGAAAGGCGUAUCAGAGUUCAUACAGCAGCAGCACCUGUGGUAACAGAUCUUGGAGAGAUGUACCGCCAGGCUGAUACUGGUGCCAUUAUUUCCUUGUUUAGUAGGCUUGCAAUUGAGAAAACUUUGUCUUAUAAGCUGGAAGAUGCACGCAACUUUAUUCAGCAGAGGAUUGUGAAAGCCCUUAGAGAAUAUCGAAAUCUCUAUGCUGUGCAGCAUCGCUUGGGUGGCAGGAUGAUAUACCCGGAGUCAUUGCAAUUCUUGCUUUUGUAUGGAUUAGCACUAUACAAAUCCGUACCACUCCGUGGGGGAUAUGCUGAUGCUCAGCUUGAUGAACGCUGUGCAGCUGGUUACACUAUGAUGACUCUACCUGUUGCAGCACUAUUGAAGCUUCUCUAUCCUAGGUUGAUUCGGAUUGAUGAAUACCUUCAAAAUGCGUCCAUGAAGAUUGAUGAUUUUGGAAAAUUUUCAAAAUCAUUACCAUUAGCCAUGCAAAGCUUAGAUUCCAGGGGUCUAUAUAUUUAUGAUGAUGGGUUUCGCUUCAUUUUGUGGUUUGGGAAAAUGCUUUCUUCUGAUAUUGCUGUUAAUUUACUUGGAAUGGACUUGUCUACUUUUCCUGACCCAUCCAAGGUUAGCCUUUCUGAGAGAGAUAAUGAGAUGUCAAAGAAGCUAAUAGGGAUACUGAAGAGAUUCAGGGAAAGCAACCCUUACUACUAUCAGCUGCCCCAGCUCUUAAGACAAGGGGAGCAACCAAGAGAAGCUUUCUUGCUGUUUGCAAACCUUUUGGAGGACCAGAGUUGUGGAACCAGUGGGUAUGUCGACUGGAUGCUGCAAUUACACCGGCAAAUUCAACAAAGUGCAUAAUAUGGAGGUUUAGUUCCAAGCUUCUCUAUCUUCUGUGAUAACCAAGCAGCCAUCAACAUUGCUCAUAAGCCUGUUCAACAUGACAAAACAAAGCAUAUUAGGGUGGAUAGACAUUUCAUAUUGGAAAGGGAAAAUUUAGUUGCCAUUUAUUACUUCUGAAGAACAAUUAGCUGAUGUCUUGACCAAGCGAGUUCCAAAAGGGAAGCUACUACAUUAUGUAAGCAAGCAGAGCAUAGUUGACAUCUGUGCUCAACUUGAGGGGGAGUGUAGAAAGACUGGACUGAAUGUUCCCUAGUGCUCUUUUAUUUCUUGUCUUUUAUUAGUUAUGUUUAUGUUAAUGGGCCUCGUCCAUAUAGGCUUGUUAACUCUUUUUUAUGUUAUGUUUAAGAGCUUGCCACCCCAUUAAGGGCAUCUUUGUAAUUCUGUUCAUUAUGAUUGAAUUAGUAAAUAGUAAAUAGGAGAAAGAAUAGAGAACUGAUUGAAUUCCCCUUUC